This is a messenger RNA of Eubalaena glacialis (North Atlantic right whale), 5055 nucleotides long. It is a transcript of the gene AFF3, whose product is annotated as ALF transcription elongation factor 3. Gene Ontology annotation, cellular component: nucleus; super elongation complex. The record is from RefSeq and is a predicted model, not a curated record. Gene Ontology annotation, biological process: regulation of gene expression. The coding region runs from base 75 to 3791 and encodes 1238 amino acids. The transcript has 23 exons. NCBI's taxonomy places the organism in Eukaryota, Metazoa, Chordata, Mammalia, Artiodactyla, Balaenidae.
GCAGCGCGCGGGCGGCCCGAGCCUCGGCGGCGGCGGCGACGACGGUGGCGGCGGCGGCGCUGACACCUCCCACCAUGGACAGCUUCGACUUAGCCCUGCUCCAGGAAUGGGACCUCGAGUCGCUGUGUGUCUAUGAACCAGAUAGAAACGUGUUACGGAGGAAAGAACGAGAAAGAAGAAAUCAGGAAACUCAGCAGGAUGAUGGCGCAUUUAAUUCAAGUUACUCCCUCUUUAGUGAACCCUACAAGACUAACAAGGGGGAUGAGCUCUCCAACCGGCUCCAGAACACUUUAGGCAAUUACGAUGAAAUGAAAGACUUUUUAACGGAUAGAUCAAAUCAGAGUCAUCUCGUUGGCGUUCCCAAACCUGGGCUUCCUCAGGCUCCCGUGAACAAGAUUGACGAGCAUUUUGUUGCAGAUUCGAGAGCCCAGACCCAGCCUGCAUCCGUCUGCAGCACCACGUCCUCCACCCCAGCAGUGGUCCCUGGGCAGCAGAGUAAGAGGGGCACCGUGGGCUGGCAGAAGGCCGGGCACCCACCGUCCGAUGGCCAACAGAGAGCAACACAACAGGGCUCUCUCAGGACCUUGCUUGGAGAUGGUGUUGGCAGACAGCAGCCGCGGACCAAACAGGUGUGCAACGUCGAGGUGGGUCUUCAGACCCAGGACAGGCCACCUGCUAUGGGAGCCAAGCACAGCGGCAGUGGCCACUGUGUUCAGAACUUUCCUCCAUCCCUGGCUUCAAAACCUAGCCUCGUCCAGCAGAAACCGACUGCCUAUGUGCGACCGAUGGAUGGCCAAGAUCAGGCUCCCGAUGAGUCUCCGAAGCUGAAGUCGUCCACAGAGACCGGCGUGCACUGUGCGUCAUACAGGGGAGCCUCAGCCACCAAGCCAGAGUCCGCCAGAGCCAAGGCCAAGCUUUCCAAGUUCAGCAUCCCCAAACAAGGAGAGGAGAGUAGAACUGGAGAAACCAACAGCUGUGUUGAAGAAAUAAUUCGGGAGAUGACCUGGCUUCCACCACUUUCAGCUAUUCCAGCACCUGGAAAAGUGGAACCGAGCAAAUUUCCAUUUCCAAAUAAGGACUCUCAGCUCACUUCCUCUGGACACAGUAAUCCAAAGAAAGGUGAUGCUGAGACAGGGAGUCCAGACAAUGGCACAUCGAAUACAUCCUCUCUGGGAUGGUUAUCCCCAUUUACUGAUAAGGGAAAUGAUGCACUGAGAGGAAUGCUAGAAGAUGACCUUAAGCUAAGUAGCGAUGAAGAGGAGAAUGAACAGGCAGCCCAGAGAACGGCUCUCCACGCUCUGUCUGACAGUGCCGGGCUCCCGCAGGCCAACUGCAGGGCCUCCGUGCCCUCCAGCAAGGGCAGCAGCAGCGGUAGCAGCAGCAGCGGUAGCAGCUCCUCCAGCGACUCGGAGAGCAGCUCGGGAUCUGACUCAGAGAGCGAGAGCAGCUCCAGCGAGAGCGAGGGCAGCAAGCCUCCCCACUACUCCAGCCCGGAGGCCGAACCAGCGUCCUCUAACAAGUGGCAGCUGGAUAAAUGGCUAAACAAAGUUAAUCCCCACAAGCCUCCUAUCCUGAUCCAAAAUGAAAGCCACGGGCCGGAGAGCAAUCAAUACUACACCCCGGUGAAGGACGAAGCGCCAGACUGCGGGAAGCUUCCCGACAACGUCUGCCCGACCAGCCUGAGAGACAAGGACAUCAAGAGCGCCUGCAAGGAGGAGCAGAGGCCGAGGACCGCGAACAAGGCCCCGGGGAGCAAAGGGGUGAAGCAGAAGUCCCCGCCCGCGGCCGUGGCCGUGGCCGUGACCGCCGCCAACGCCCCGCCGCCCGCGGUGGCCGGUGCGCCCGCCGAGAGCGCGCCCGCGCCUGCCCGGAGGUCCGCGGGCAAGAAACCCACCCGGCGCACCGAGAGGACCUCGGCCGGCGACAAUGGCCACCGGCCCGAGGAGCCCGCAGCCGCGGACGCGCUGGGGGCGAGCACGGGGAUCCCCCCGGAGCCCCCCAAGCCCCGGCCCUGCGGCAACAGUAGGACCAGCCACCGCAAGGAGCUGCGCUCGGCCGUGACCUGCGAGAAGCGCCGCACGCGAGGGCUGAGCCGGAUCGUCCCCAAAUCCAAGGAGUUCAUCGAGACGGAGUCGUCCUCGUCGUCCUCCUCCUCGGACUCGGACCUGGAGUCGGAACAGGAGGACUUCCCUCUGUCCAAGGCCACUGCCGCCUCCGGGAACGACCCGAGACUGAAGGAGGCUGCCAACAGCAUCAGCGGGGGCGGCCCCCGGGCCCCUGUGGGCUCUAUCAACGCCAGGACCACCAGCGACAUCGCCAAGGAGCUGGAGGAGCAGUUCUACACACUGGUUCCCUUCGGCCGCAAUGAGCUUCUCUCCCCGUUGAAGGACAGUGACGAGGUCAGGUCACUCUGGGUCAAGAUUGACCUGACCCUUCUGUCCAGGAUCCCAGAACACCUGCCCCAGGAGCCGGGGGUCUUGAGCGCUCCCGCGGCCAAGGACACUGAAAGCGCGCCCCCGAGCCACGCAUCCGAUGCGCCCGCAGAAAAGGCUUUGCCAAAAUCCAAGAGGAAACGCAAGUGUGACAACGAAGAUGACUACAGGGAGAUCAAGAAGGCUCAGGGAGAGAAGGAGAGCUCUUCACGACUCACUGCCUCUGCCAACAGUACUUUGUCCGCAAACCAUUGCAACGUGAAUGUCAACAGCUUGGCCAUCCCAAUAAAUAAAAAUGAAAAAAUGCUCCGGUCACCCACCUCACCCCUCUCCGACGCAUCUAAACACAAAUACUCCGGCGAGGACCUGACUUCCCCCAGCAGAUCCAACAGCAAUGGUUUGUUCACUUCCGCCUCCUCCAACAAAAAGCAUAAGGCUGAGAACCAGCUGCAGACCCAUGGUGGAGACCUCACGAAAGCGGCUCACAACAAUUCCGAAAACGUUCUCCACAAGUCACGGCCACAGACAGAGCCAUGGUCUCCAGGCUCCAACGGCCACAGGGACUGCAAGAGGCAGAAACUCAUCUUCGAUGACAUGCCACGCAGUGCAGAUUAUUUUAUGCAAGAAGCUAAGAGAAUGAAGCAUAAAGCAGAUGCAAUGGUGGAAAAGUUUGGAAAGGCUCUGAACUAUGCUGAAGCAGCCUUGUCAUUCAUUGAGUGUGGAAAUGCAAUGGAGCAGGGCCCAAUGGAAUCCAAAUCUCCUUAUACAAUGUAUUCAGAAACAGUUGAGCUCAUCAGAUAUGCUAUGAGACUAAAAACCCACUCAGGCCCCAAUGCCACACCAGAGGAUAAACAGCUGGCUGCAUUAUGUUACCGAUGCCUGGCUCUCCUGUACUGGCGGAUGUUUCGACUCAAAAGGGAUCACGCUGUAAAGUAUUCAAAAGCACUUAUCGACUAUUUCAAGAAUUCAUCUAAAGCUGCCCAAGCCCCAUCUCCGUGGGGGGCCAGUGGAAAGAGCACUGGCACCCCAUCCCCCAUGUCUCCCAACCCCUCCCCCACCAGCUCCGUGGGAUCUCAGGGGAGCCUCUCCAAUGGGAACGCCCUGUCCCCGUCAACCAUCGUCAGCAUCCCACAGCGCAUCCACCAGAUGGCAGCCAACCACGUCAGCAUCACCAACAGCAUUCUCCACAGCUAUGACUACUGGGAGAUGGCGGACAACCUGGCCAAGGAGAACAGAGAAUUCUUCAAUGACCUGGACCUGCUCAUGGGGCCAGUCACCCUGCACAGCAGCAUGGAACACCUGGUCCAGUACUCCCAGCAGGGCCUGUACUGGCUGCGGAACAGCACCCACCUGACAUAGGGACCCCGCCUUCGGGCUGGAGGGCACUCUUGUCUUCACGGACGGCUCAACAUUUCUGGACACUGUGCUCCUGAAGUUCCCAGCCACAGCAUUUCUCAAACGGCGGUGAAUAUUUUCUCAGCAUCGAACAAUGGUCUUUUCUCCCAGGGCACGUGUGUUUGUAUGUGUGGGUGUAGAAAAGCUGCCUUUGUAAGUGUGUAAGAUACACAGCUCUUUAGAACACGUUUUCUUUGUCUAGUUUCCAUACUCCCAGGCUAGACAAAGUGAUCAGACGUUUCCGAUUAGAGAAAACACACUUACACACACACACACACACACAUACACACACACACACACACACACACUUUCUAGUUCAAAGCUAAACCGUGACUUCUUAGAACAUUCAAUGAAAAUCUCAUGGGUUAGUGAACCAGGUGCAAUACAGCACACCAAAAGCUUGACUGCCAGUUAAGAUGAUCUUAGUUCUUAUACUUUUGAUUACUUUCAGUAUUAAUAUACUCUCCCCCAAUUAUUAUUUUUUUGAUUGUGUGUAUUAAUGGGUAAUUGAAUAAUGAAAAUAAGUCAGUUAUUUUUGUGCUGGACGUUUACUAGAUUGCAUGUUACCAAAUACCCUGCCUUUUGUCUAGUACCUGCCCCCUCCAGCCAACUUUACUGUCAACUAAACAUGUUAGAAAGCAAGUGAAUUGACUCCCACGGGCCUUCCCUGCCCUGCCCCCCAAAACAGUAUGACCAUGACACUGAGAUUUGGUAAAACCUCAGUGUCUUUGAAACUUCACCAACAUGAAAGCAGCAACAACUGCUUCUGGGGGCUCAGUGAGUAACUGAAAUCUUCUGCACACGCCAGGAGCCCGCCCGGCACACGUGUUUCUUCCUGCCACUGUGACCCAGGGGCUGUGGAGCCACAUGGUGUCUGUCGGCCGAUAUUUUUCUAGUCUCUUCUUUCCAUGAUAGCUUUCUUACCAGUUUUCUUGGCCAGAUGAGGACAUUACCUAGGAUGUCCCUUCACUCAGAUCUGUAUCUUUUGCUUAUCAGGUCAAGAACUAUUUGCUAUCAUGAUUCUAUCUAAUCCUCUCACUCUUGGAGAAAGUGCCACUGUGGGCCUUGAAUGCAUUUUGAUCUGGGCAUUGUGUUUCAGGCUUUGAUUAGCAAGCUACUUACUCUACAGAAUACGUUAUUCCUGCAAGGAUCGAAGUUCUGUCUGGGGUAGCAACGACCAGUCUGGUAUGUUUCCGUCUUGCCCUUGAUUCUUUUCUUUUUUUUUUUU